This is a messenger RNA of Sycon ciliatum, 1436 nucleotides long. RefSeq lists its product as uncharacterized. The record is from RefSeq and is a predicted model, not a curated record. The transcript is spliced from 2 exons. NCBI's taxonomy places the organism in Eukaryota, Metazoa, Porifera, Calcarea, Leucosolenida, Sycettidae. The coding region runs from base 70 to 1398 and encodes 442 amino acids.
CUGACAACUCACUGGCAUUCUAGAAACGUUAGCCUGACGAAAUCUGCUUCUCAAUCGCUUCACAGUUUCAUGAAGAGAUCUAACACCAGCAAGUUACUGAUCACGAUUUCCCCAGGGAUAUCUCAUUGUCAAUUGUACCCAGUCGACCACAAUAGAGUAAAAGGACUGGUCAUCUUUGGACACGUUGUUCCAACGUUUGUUUCACCCAGCUCGGUCACCAAUACUGCAAUAACGACAAAUGUACCUUCUAGCCGUGCCUCAACAAUACAAACUUCAUUUACGACCGCUCCCUUAGUGGAGUCAACAAGCAAGAUUGCAAAGAUUGACAGUGACUCAAGUGGAUUGAGUUUAGUUACCAGCAUUGUUAUUCCCUUGGUUUUACUGGCUGUUCUGCUAGGCGUUUUUAUUCUGCUGUUAUUAGUAAGGUCAGGAAUCUUUCUCUCUAAGAGCAGUCAUCCGUGGAUUAUUGCUGUUCGUAGAACAACCGGCCCCAAAAAUCUGCCAGAGCCGAGAAAUCAGUUUUACCAGAAUCACGAUGGUACUGACCGCGUUUACCAGAGUCCUGCGGCCGAACUGAGGGAUCCCGGGCUGUAUUCGUCUGUUGGACCUGGUUACGGCAAUCCAACCAACCGUCCCCAGACACCUCCUGGUGCUCGUAAUGACCGUGUUACAGAUAAUGAGUCGUUCAUGUACGCUACCUGUGAUGGUGCUGCUCCGAUGAGUUAUGUGAAUACGGAAACGAGGCAGAAAGAUGCUGGUGAGCCAUACGCUAGUGUCCAGUCAAUGUUUGAUCAACCAGCGCAGGACGUCCAGUCAAAUCCGGCAAACAACGAAACACAGGCAGCCGGAUGUGAAGAAAGGUCAGCUCUGACUGUCUGCUACUCAGUUCCUCACAAGGGGAAUACGACAGAUGUUUGCAGACUUUACGAAAAGGCAGAGCAGUGCACGGCUUCUAAGCCUAACGAAGCACCCCGCACUUCAAUUUACAUCGACCCUAUAUGUCGUGCUACGGAUGUAACAUCACUUAGCGUCUUAUCGAAGUCCGCACAAUCCGACGUACAAAACCUGGAGAAGUCUAUCGAUCAAGAUGAUGUGGAGCGCGAACAACGCUGUGGUCUGAGUGACGCAACACCAGUAGUAUGCCGCGAUACCACAACCACCACCACCACCAUUACCAGCACCAACCCGCAGUCAUCUCGCCUAUCCCUUGCAGCCACAUCGAUGCCGGUCGAAUCAGACACCCAAAGAUGUGUGUCUCCAUCUCAGGUUCCAAAGCCUCUGCCAUAUCGGGUAUUCAAAGUGUUGAAGGAUAGUCAGGGCGAUUACAUGAACCCACAGGACACAGUCUCCAAUCAAGGGGCUGACCAGCCUGAUACAGACACUGAUCCUAACAUCUAGUAUGAAUAUUCUUCAUCCUUCAAAGUUCGUUUUGAAAA